Messenger RNA from Aspergillus terreus NIH2624, 1998 nucleotides. Its product is annotated as Zn(II)2Cys6 transcription factor. The record is from RefSeq and is a predicted model, not a curated record. Lineage: Eukaryota; Fungi; Ascomycota; Eurotiomycetes; Eurotiales; Aspergillaceae. Gene Ontology annotation, biological process: DNA-templated transcription; regulation of DNA-templated transcription. Gene Ontology annotation, molecular function: DNA binding; zinc ion binding; DNA-binding transcription factor activity, RNA polymerase II-specific. Bases 1 to 1998 code for a protein of 665 amino acids. The transcript has 5 exons.
AUGGACAGAACGAAGCCGUCUCCGAAGACGCCGGACGAGUCUCGGCUGGUGGUUGCCGGGCGUAAUCUGCGCAGACGGUCAAAACGCUCGUCCCGCGCCUGUGAACGCUGCCACCGCCGGAAGGUCCGCUGUGAUGGGGCGAUCAGUGGGUUUCCGUGCACGAAUUGUCGUCUGGAUCAGUAUCCUUGUACACUGCAGCCAACGCUUCGCCAGACGUCGAGGGUGAAGCAAUUGUUCAAGGCUCCUAUCAGGAAUGCACAGCGCGGGACGUUGCCACAGGCUAAAUACAGGAGCAACAUCGGUACAAUCACCAAAGGCUCCUUACUGUUCGACUAUCCCUGUCUCGACGCAUCAGGCUUGAAACGAUUGACGCAUGAAAAGAUAGUCUUACUGGAAACACACGGCUGUCUGCGCGUGCCCAGCAGACAUGCGCUCGACGCUCUCGUCAAACACUAUUUCCUCUAUGUACAUCCUUGUCUACCGUUGCUCGACGAAGCGGCCUUCUGGCGGGAGUAUCGAUGUACCAAAGCCGGUGGAAGCGGGAUAUCCAUCGUGCUGUUUAGGGCCAUGUUAUUUGCUGCAUCUCCACUCCUCUACGAAAGCGGCGCAGAAACUGACCCCCUCACCAUCGCUCAAACCACUCUCCUACUCUCCUACUACACCACCGACUCCGAAACAUCAACCAACUCGACGUGGCUGAAAAUCGCCAUCGACUCCGCCAAAGAAGGAAACGCCCACCUAUAUUACAGCGUCCCGUCACCCGGUGGCAAGAACAGCACCGAUCUCAAACGCGUAUGGUGGUGUUGCCUAAUCCGCGAUCGUCUGAUAUCUCUGGGCAUGCGACGGCCGAUACAAAUCACCCCCGAUGAAUAUGAGCCACCGCAACAAGGACUGACGUUUGACGACCUUCAGGAUGAAGCAUUCCACUCCGAGGUGUAUGGCCUAGAUACCAAGGCCGCACUGAGUCAAGUGCUCGCUAGCCUGUGUCAUUUUGUCGUGACGGUGACCGAUAUGGCAAUGAUUGUGUAUCCUUCCGCCAGGUCUCGCCAGUCCGACCGAGAAGGCCCUCGGGUGAAAUUAGAAAAGCUGGAGCGGGCGAAGUCAGCGCUUUUACAAUGGGAGCUCAAUUGGCUGGAACAUAUGGAGGGGAAGGACUUUUAUCUGCAUUCUUCUCUUGCCCUGUGCUGCAAUCUGCUCUCCAUAUAUUACCAGUCUGCUCGCAUGGCCGUCUCCAACCAUAUGUGUCGAUUGAUAACCAUGGUGAAGUCGCUGGAAUAUGAGGACUUGAAACGAAUCGAGGCGUGUCGGUCAGACCUAGUGACGGCUAUCGGAUCAACGGCACAAAAAGUCAAGGAACUCAUCAUCCACGGAGUUGCCGACAAACUCCCAAUAAGCGCCGUGGCAUACACAAUGCUACCACAAAUCCUCCUGAGUAUCGAGUCGGAGCUUUCAAAGACGCCAGAAGACAAGCAAAAGCGCGAAGUCAUGCUUGUCCUCUUCGUGGAGAUCAACCGCAUCUUCAGCUCGAGAUACUACACCAGACGGAUUCUAGACAUUACCUGGAGAGCCCUCCAGCUGUGCCAAAAGGCCAGCAUGUCCGACGAAGAGGCCAACAGGACAGGUCUAGCGCUCCGCCCAGACUGCUCUCCCCUCCUCUUCGAGCUCCGUCUUACACAUUAUGUGCGACUUCUUCGAUAUAUUGACGAAGUCAUGUCAACCCUGGACCACCCCGUGGAGAAAGUGUCCAUGCUGUGUCCUGUUGAUCUGGCUCUGUCAGACCACGUUGACAAACUAGGGCCAGCCAUCCCUACGUGGAUGGAGUCAAUGGAGGAGACGUAUCUCGGCCGGGAGGCCCUGCACACUUGGUCAUCGUCCUUGUUUCUCUUGUGGAACCCAGCGGACGACGCCUCGAACGCUUCCGCGGAUAGCAAUGAAUCGAAUGAAGACGCGGAUGCGUUCCAGCAGAUACUGGAAUGCCUACCGUUACUUGGGGAGUAG